UCAGGGAAUCUUCCGGAGUACCCAGAACCAGAAGACUUUGAACUCCCAGAAGAAGAGACAGAGGAUGGAGGAGGUGGAGGAAAGGGAGAUGAGGACAGUGAUGAGGAAUUGCAGUCCCCUCCUGAGGACUUGGAGGUCCCCUUUGAUGAGAACCGUGUUGGAGAUUUGGAAGAACCAGAGAAGGAGAAUGAAGGAGAGUCCAAGUGCGACCUGGAAGAAGUAGAAAAGGCAGAACCAGAACCAAAUGACUUGGAGGAUACUGGGGAAGCUGAAAAAGCAUCCAUUGACGAGGAAGAAUUGGGCCAGAACCCAGAAGAACCAGAAGCAAAAGGAUCGAAAGAAGAGCAUGAAGAAGGGAAGGGAAAGAUGGAGGAGAUGGGAGAAGAGGCAAAUGAGGAGCAUGAGGAAGAAGUGGGAGCAGGGCAGGACCAGCGACCGUCAGAGCAUCCAGAUGUGGAAGCAGAUCCACGGGAUUCUCAACAUGGGAAGAAGCAGGAUGAUGCGGAUGGGGACGAAGGAAGAGGCCAGAAGUGCGAGACUGUACCAUUUGCAAAAGAGGAAGGGAAGAAAGAGAAGGAAGGAAUUGGGCUUGCUGAGAUUCAGAAAGGCCAAGGACAUGAAGGCUCUGCCCUUCAGCACCCAGCUCCUCUUGACAUGGAGCAGAAGGAUGAAGAUGAUCCCAUGACACACCUUCCUGCAAAAAAGAGACGUGUGGAAGACGUAGACACAAAGCGGACUUUGGGUCGACCAGAAGAGGGAAUCCGGCGAGAUAUAAUUGCCUUGGAUGCUGAUGAUAGAAAGAAGGAUGAUCAGAAGACAACAUCCAAAGAAUCAGAUUGGGAAACAUAUCAGCACAUGCAAGGGGAAGAGAAGAGAUUAGAGGAGAUGGAGAUUCAAGUAAUGGCUGGAGCCACUGAAGAACAGUCAAAGCAACAGCCUGCUCCAUCAAAUGAAGCAGAAGAGCAAUUCGAAGACAAGGAGGAGUCCAUGCUAAUGGAUGAUAUUGAAGAGGAAGAUGAGACUGAGGGAAAUGAGGCAUCAGAACUGGCAUUGACCCAAGGUCAUCCACACCCAGAGAGGGUACAGCCUGACCCUUCAUCUACAUCUGCCGAAAAGCCUACAGUAGCAGUAGAGAUCCCUGGAGAUGUGGUUCCUACUUCAUCUGUCACCAGAGGAGAGGAAAGCUUCAUGGAGACCCACUUAGAUCUCUUUGACCAACCCAAGCCUCAGUCAGGCCCUUUGGGAUCCCUAGAGUCUCCUGAUUCUGAUCAGUGGUGUAGCAUUGGAGGAGGACAAGGUAGUAAAGAAGUGUUGGAGCAUUGGCAAGCAGUGGAAUUGCGAGUCAUGCCAUUGGCUCAAUCCCUGUGUGAGCAGUUGCGCCUCGUCCUCGAACCCACACUUGCUGCCCGCCUCCAAGGCGAUUAUCGCUCUGGCAAGCGCCUCAACAUGAGAAAGGUGAUCCCAUACAUUGCAAGUGGAUUCCGCAAGGACCGCAUCUGGCUGCGACGGAGCAAGCCAUCACGGCGGGAGUAUCAGGUGAUCCUUGCCCUGGAUGACUCCUCUUCUAUGAGCGAUAGUCAGGCCAAGGAAUUGGCCUUUGAUUCCUUGGCUUUGAUUUCCAAGUCCUUGAGUCUCCUUGAAGCUGGACAGCUGGCUGUACUUGCCUUUGGGGAACAUGUCAAUAUCGUUCAUCCUUUCCGGGAACCUUUCACUCCCAGCUCAGGUCUCAGGCUUUUGGAGCAGUUCACAUUUGAUCAGAAGAAGACACGUAUCUCUGAGCUUCUGAGUGUUUCGAAUCAGUUGUUUGCAUCAUCUCGCAUGGAACUACGAGGCCGCCGUUCAACAUGGGAUGUGGCCCAGCUCCUCCUCAUUGUGUCUGAUGGCCGUGGCCUCUUCUAUGAGGGGGCCACCUGCAUCCGUGAUGCUGUUCGACUCCUCCAAGAAUCAGGCAUCUUUGUUGUCUUCAUUGUUGUUGACAAUCCUGAUCAC
Darwinula stevensoni is the source of this 1989-nucleotide messenger RNA. NCBI's taxonomy places the organism in Eukaryota, Metazoa, Arthropoda, Ostracoda, Podocopida, Darwinulidae. The record is from the annotation of a GenBank genome assembly.